Molecule: messenger RNA, 3421 nt
Organism: Amborella trichopoda
Lineage: Eukaryota; Viridiplantae; Streptophyta; Magnoliopsida; Amborellales; Amborellaceae
Source: RefSeq, a predicted model, not a curated record
CUACUGGUCUGACUUCUGGCACUCCGCAGAUGUAUAUAAUAAUGUAAGACAGAGAAAUGCAGUUGCACUCUGUGUGAAGAGAGAGAGACGAGAGAGAGAAUGAGAAUGGAGAGCAGGAAAAAGUAUGGAGAGAUAUGGGAGGUGGUGGAGGAAGUGGAGCUGGUCGAUGGCCACUGCCACAACGUGGUUUCAGUGGACAGCUCCUUCUCUUUCCUCAAAUGCUUUUCAGAGGCUGACCAUGAGGAGGCCCUUCAUGACGUCCCUCACACUCUCUCCUUCAAGGAAGAGGAUAUGGGCCAAAGCUUGGUUCGAUUCUCCAAAAAAUCAGAUUGGAACCAACAACAUGCAAGAUCCAUCUGUGCCUCUCAAGGUGUCUGGGCAAUCAACCGCUAUCAGCAUCGACACAUGUAGUCACUCCAAGACCAUAGGAAGCAGAGUAUAAUGGUCAUGUCCUGGAUUGCUCCAAAGAUAACCAUAUGAUAUAUGAUGAACUGCUGAUGACUCUGCUAGUUAAGGGUCACUCAUGUGCAGAUUGUGUACAUGAGCUCACAAGCAAAUGUGCAAUCAUAGACAAGUAGAUCAGACUAUCCAAUACUUGGCAAUGCUCUGUUAGAUUUGCUAAAAAGUCUCUAACACAUUUGGACACAGUCAAUUUCACCUCAAAUGGCGUAUUGAACCUCUUACAGUUUAUGAGGCGAGGAGAGGCAUACGGGACCUUGCAAGUUUGUAUGGGUGUGAAGAAUCACUUGAUGGGGUACAAAGUUAUCGCAAAUCCUCAGGAAUAGACUCAAUUUGCUCAAAAUGCUUUGGAGCUGCAAAUAUUGGUGUGAUCCUCGUGGAUGAUGGGCUUGCACUUGAUAAAAUGUAUGAUAUUGAGUGGCAUCAGACUUAUGCACCAAUUGUUGGCAGAAUUUUAAGAAUUGAACACCUUGCUGGGAAGAUUCUUGAUGAAGGGCUUAGGGAUGGACAGCAAUGGACAUUGGAAAUGUUCACUGAACUCUUCCUUAAGAGUUUGAAGUCAGUUGCUGACAAAAUUAUCGGCUUGAAGAGUAUAGCUGCAUAUCGAAGUGGUCUGCAAAUUGAUACACAUGUUAGUAAGAUGGAUGCUGAAGCUGGUCUUGUAGAAGCUUUAAGUGCCAGAAAGCCUAUUCGUAUCCAAAACAAAUCCUUCAUUGAUUACAUCUUCAUGUGCAGUCUGGAGGUCGCUAUAAGUUUCGAUUUGCCUGUCCAAAUACACACAGGUUUUGGAGAUGUGGACUUGGAUUUGAGGCUUUCUAAUCCUCUCCAUUUACGGACUGCACUUGAAGAUGAGAGAUUUACUAAGUGUCGAUUUGUUCUUCUUCAUGCAUCAUACCCAUUCUCUAAAGAAGCCUCGUAUCUUGCUUCUGUUUACCCUCAGGUGUACCUUGAUUUUGGCUUGGCAAUACCAAGGCUGAGUGUUAAUGGGAUGAUUUCUGCAGUCAAGGAACUUCUAGAGCUAGCUCCCAUGAACAAGGUAAUGUUCAGCACAGAUGCACAUGCACAUCCAGAACUUUUUUACUUGGGUGCUAAGAAUGCUCGGGAGGUCAUUGCAUCUGUUCUAUGUGAUGCUUGUGAUGAUGGUGAUCUUACCAUUCCCCAAGCUGUUGAUGCUGCCAAAGACCUCUUAAGGCGAAAUGCAUUAAGGUUUUACAAGAUAGAAACAAAGGAAGAGUCUCUUGUUUCCAACAAAUCAAUGGCCCACAACAUUCAGCCAAUUUGCAAGGAUUCUUCAGUCAGAGAAACUACAUUUGUUCGCAUUCUUUGGGUUGAUACUUCUGGGCAAUGUCGUUGCAGGGUUGUUCCAGGGAAACGCUUUUAUCAAGUUACAAAAGAUCAUGGUGUGGGUCUAACAUUUGCUUCAAUGGGUAUGACAUCAUUCUCUGAUGGGCCGGCUAAAGGUACUAAUUUGACUGGCGUGGGUGAGAUACGGAUUAUGCCAGAUACCACAACUAAAUGCAGGAUUCCAUGGUUGGAACAGCAGGAAAUGGUGUUGGCUGAUAUGCAGAUAAAACCUGGUGAAGCCUGGGAAUAUUGCCCAAGAGCAGUAUUGCAUCGAGUUUCAGCUAUCCUCAAAGACGAGUUCAAUCUGGAAAUGAAUGCAGGAUUUGAAAAUGAGUUUUUCCUCCUUAAACGUGUAUCAUGGGACGGGAAACAAGAGUGGGUACCAUUUGAUUUAACGUCAUACUGCUCAACUUCUGGAUUUGAUGCUGCAUCUUCAUACUUAACAGAUGUAAACUAUGCUCUUGAGUCAUUGGACAUUGUAGUGGAGCAGGUGCAUGCAGAAGGUGGUAGAGGCCAAUUCGAAAUAGCAUUGGGGCAUAAAAUUUGUACCUGCGCUGCUGACAAGUUGAUUUAUGCUCGAGAGGCUAUAAAGGCAAUCGCGAGAAAAUAUGGACUAUUGGCAACCUUCUUACCUAAAUUAUCUCCUGAUGAUCUGGGUUCAGGAACUCAUGUGCAUCUAAGUUUGUGGGAGAAUGGAAAGAAUAAAUUCAUGGCUGUCGAUGGUACGUCGACAAAGUAUGGAAUGUCAAACAUUGGAGAAUCUUUCAUGGCUGGAGUCUUCCAUCAUCUGCCUGCUAUUAUGGCAUUUACAGCUCCAUUGCCUAAUAGUUAUGAUAGAAUUCAACCAAGCAUGUGGAGUGGAGCAUAUCAUUGCUGGGGAAAAGAAAACAGAGAAGCUCCACUAAGGACAGCAUGCCCUCCUGGCAUAGCUAAUGAGGUGGUUAGCAAUUUUGAAGUUAAAGUAUUCGAUGGAUGUGCUAACCCGUACUUAGGUCUGGCUGCAAUUAUGGCAGCUGGCAUAGAUGGCCUCCGGAGAAGACUCACACUUCCAGAGCCCAUUGACACAGAUCCAUGUAGUCUCGAAGGAGACCUUAAAAGGCUUCCGACCUUACUUGAUGAAUCAAUAAUUGCUCUGGAAGGAGAUGAAAUCAUAAGAGAUUUCAUUGGACAAAAAGUCACGACUGCUGUUAUCGGGGUUCGCAAGGCAGAAGUUCAGUAUUACGCAAAGAACAAGGAUGCAGAAAAGCAACUCAUACACAUAUAUUGAUCAUGGAGGUACAUGGUAUAGAACCGACUGAUUAGUAGAGUGAGUAUGAUAUGGAUCUACAUCAUGAUAGCCUCUGACUAGGUUUUGAGCCUCUUGCCAAAUUAAUCUGUUAUUCAAACAGUUAUGGAGAAAUAAAUCUCUUGUGAUUGCUUUAGCUUUGUUGUUCCAAAUAAAUGUACUUUUAGAUAUUUUGUAUUAGAAGUAUCCAUGAGAUUUGUGAUCAGGUCAUUAUCAUCAUAUCUGUAUCAAAGAACCAUGAGUGGUUUUAUUCCUUUCAAGCAAAACUUGGCAUUGGAAGCUUAGAAAUUCAAUCCGAAACUCAAGACCACAAAGGGUUCAACUUGCCUUCCA